AAGCCCCGGCGGCGGCGGCGCCCGCGUCAGCGCCCUCCUCCCGGGGCCCCGUGCGGCUCUGCUCGCCUCUGCCGCUGCGCUAAUCGGCCCCGCGCCUGGCCCCGCGCCUGGCCCCGCGCCUGGCCCGGCGCGGCCUCCUUCCCGCCCGCCGCUGCCGCCCACCCGCGCCGCCCGGCGCCCGAGCUGCCCGCGGGCUGGGUCCCCGCGGCCCGAGCCGCCCCGGCCGGGCCCCCAAACGAGGCCGAGAUGACUUCCAAGGAGGACGGCAAGGCGGCGCCGGGGGAAGAGCGGCGGCGCAGCCCGCUGGAUCACCUGCCGCCGCCCGCCAACUCCAACAAGCCGCUGACUCCGUUCAGCAUCGAGGACAUCCUCAACAAGCCGUCUGUGCGGAGAAGUUACUCGCUGUGCGGGGCGGCGCACCUGCUGGCGGCGGCGGACAAGCACGCGCCGGGCGGCUUGCCCCUGGCGGGCCGCGCGCUGCUCUCGCAGACCUCGCCGCUGUGCGCGCUGGAGGAGCUCGCCAGCAAGACCUUUAAGGGGCUGGAGGUCAGCGUCCUGCAGGCAGCUGAAGGCCGCGACGGGAUGACCAUCUUUGGGCAGCGACAGACCCCUAAGAAGCGGCGAAAGUCUCGAACAGCCUUCACCAACCACCAGAUCUACGAGUUGGAGAAGCGUUUCCUCUACCAGAAGUACCUGUCCCCCGCCGAUCGCGACCAAAUCGCGCAGCAGCUGGGCCUCACCAACGCUCAGGUCAUCACCUGGUUCCAGAAUCGGCGCGCCAAGCUCAAGCGGGACCUGGAGGAGAUGAAGGCCGACGUGGAGUCCGCCAAGAAACUGGGCCCCAGCGGGCAGAUGGACAUCGUGGCGCUGGCCGAACUCGAGCAGAACUCGGAGGCCGCGGGCGGCGGUGGCGGCGGCUGCGGCAGGGCCAAGUCUAGGCCUGGCUCUCCGGCGCUCCCUCCAGGCGCCCCGCAGGCCCCGGGCGCCGGGCCCCUGCAGCUCUCGCCCGCCUCCCCGCUCACGGACCAGCCGGCCAGCAGCCAGGACUGCUCAGAGGACGAGGAAGACGAAGAGAUCGACGUGGACGAUUGAGCGGUGCCCGGGAUCUUCCAUCGCGCCGGGCCCCUAGCGCCCGUCUGCCCGCCGCCUCCCGGACCGCCGAGGGGAGCUGGGACCUCCUCUGCAACUCCCGCCUUCUUCCCUGUCUCCGGCCCGGACUCAGCUCCCGGCAGCCGCCUCCUCCCUCUCGAAGCAAUAAACCUGAGCUGGCCGGCCGGGCCGGCCGCCGCGCGCGGCCUCCGCCGCCCCGGGAGCCCUUGCCGUGCAAUUCUGUAUGGCUCCUGUAUAAAUAUUUAAACCUAUAUAGCGGGUUCUUCCCACCUCAGCCUGACUUUUUUUUUCUUUCUUUCUUUCUUUUAUUUUUUAAAAUCUCGGAGAUUUCCAUUUUUUCAAAGCUCUCAGGCUGCCGGGUUUGCUGAGGGCGAGGCAGUAUCGAGGGUAACGAACACUGAAGCCCGCGGUCCGGAGGAGGGGGCGCGCCCCGACUGUUUUGAUUUUUCUCUGCAUGUGGCGAAUGCACUGGCCCUCUUCCUCCUCGCCUCCCUAGGCCUAUUGCAGUUGACUUCUUUUAUUUCCAUCUGCCCCUUUUCCCCGCGUGGGAAGGGGCUGAGGGGGACAGCCGGGUCCUGACUUGCAAGUUUCAAAUCGAUCUCUUCUCUCCCUCCACCCCCGUCCCCAGAAGUCUGUUUUCGAUGCCGGUUUCUGCCUCCCAAUGUCCACUAACGCUAUUUUUAAGAUUCCUCCUUACCCUCUCUCGGUUUCCUUGGAUUGACUGCUGGGGUCCGGGUCUUAGGGACAAAGCAGGGGGAAAUCCAACCGAUCAACCAACUAAAACAGAACCCAAAGCCCUAGAAUUAUUUUUUACUCUUUCUAGAAUUUUUUUGCAUGUGACAGAGACUAAGAGGAGGCCAACCUAAGCCCUCACCCCACCUCCUCCGCAGCUCUGGGUCUGUCUUGCAGGUCUCCAACGCCCCGCUCCUAGCUCGCUCGACUUGGCCAGACAAGGGUGACUCGAUGAGGGUGGGUCCUGCGUGCCCCUUCCCUGCUCCUGCCCUCUCCUCUCCGGACUGUACCCAAGGCCUCUUUCUCCGAUAAAUAAAGUCUUUGCCAUUUUACUAGAA
Neofelis nebulosa (Clouded leopard) is the source of this 2180-nucleotide messenger RNA. RefSeq names its product ladybird homeobox 1 (gene LBX1). The record is from RefSeq and is a predicted model, not a curated record. Gene Ontology annotation, molecular function: DNA binding; DNA-binding transcription factor activity, RNA polymerase II-specific. Gene Ontology annotation, biological process: regulation of DNA-templated transcription. The coding region runs from base 247 to 1092 and encodes 281 amino acids. The transcript has 2 exons. NCBI's taxonomy places the organism in Eukaryota, Metazoa, Chordata, Mammalia, Carnivora, Felidae.